Messenger RNA from Scutellospora calospora, 1146 nucleotides. Lineage: Eukaryota; Fungi; Glomeromycota; Glomeromycetes; Diversisporales; Gigasporaceae. The record is from the annotation of a GenBank genome assembly.
GCCCUUGAAGAUGCUAUAAAGACUAUUGAUGAAAUUUCAAAACCAGUCAAUAUUGAAGAUCAAAAAGAAAUGUUAAAUUUAAUAAAAAGUUCUAUUGGUACCAAAUUUGCGAGCAGAUGGAGCGAUUUAAUGUGUCAAUUGGCAUUGGAUGCUGUAAGGACUGUAGCUAGAGAAGAAAACGGAAAACGGGAAGUUGAUAUUAAACGAUAUGCUCGUGUUGAAAAGGUUCCUGGUGGCGAAAUUGAAGAGUCCAAAGUUUUGGACGGCAUUAUGUUGAAUAAAGAUGUUACACACGCUAGUAUGCGUCGCCGUAUUGAAAAUCCUCGGAUUGUUCUUUUAGAUUGUCCACUUGAAUAUAAAAAAGGUGAAUCACAGACAGCGGCAGAAAUUGUCGACGAGAAUCAUUGGAAUAGGUUAUUACAAAUCGAAGAAGAACAAAUAAAAGAUAUGUGUGAUAGGAUCAUAUCUGUAAAACCUGAUCUAGUAUUUACUGAAAAGGGUGUUUCUGACCUUGCACAACAUUACCUGUUAAAGGCAAAUAUAUCAGCCAUUCGUCGUGUCCGUAAGACUGAUAAUAAUCGAAUUGCUCGUGCUGUUGGUGCUACCAUCGUAAAUCAACUUGAUGAUUUAAAGGAAGAUGACGUAGGCACCGAGUGUGGCCUAUUUGUUGUUGACAAAAUUGGUGAUGAGUACUUUACUUUUCUUACUAAAUGCAAAAAUCCAAAAGCAUGCACGAUUUUGCUUCGAGGUCCAUCAAAAGAUAUUUUAAAUGAAGUAGAUCGUAAUCUUCAAGAUGCAAUGUGUGUCGCGAGAAAUGUAUUUUUCAACCCUCUUUUAGCUCCAGGAGGUGGCGCAACAGAGAUGGCUAUAAGUGUAAAAUUAUCUGAAAAGUCAAAAACAUUAGAGGGUGUUGAACAAUGGCCUUAUAAAUCCGUUGCAGAUGCUUUAGAGGUCAUUCCGAGAACAUUGGUUCAAAAUUGCGGUGGCAAUGCUAUCAAAACGUUAACUCAAUUGAGGGCUAAACAUGCUACUGGAAAUCAUUCAUGGGGAAUUGAUGGCCUAGCCGGCAGUAUUGUCGACAUGAACGAUUAUGGUAUUUGGGAGCCACAUGCUGUCAAAGUUCAAACAAUUAAGACCGCUAUUGAG